CGUCGUCUUUCCUCGUCAACGCGCAGCACAAGAAGCUAGCUCAGCGAGCAGCUAGCUAAAGAGAAGCCUGCUUUCAUCGCCGCGGUCGCUUUGGUUUUCUCUCAACUACUCUGAAUGUUGGAGUUUCGUUCACAGUCUCGGCUUUGUGUUUCGUGAAAAAGAGAACACCAGCCCCCACACUUAAUAUUUUCGGCACAGGGCUGUGUUUUUUUUUCAUCUAACAACAUUACAGAAAUAUGGCGGAUGGCGGCCACUACUACAACGAGCACGAUGAUAGAACUGCACCGCAGUUUCGCAACCGUAAAGGCAGAGGCCCCCACAAGGGUCGGUCAUAUGACAGAUCCCGCAGAGACCGUCAGCGGGGAAGCCACUCGGGAGGGUUUGGAGGUCCUGGACCACGGUCUAGGCUUGAAGAUACUGAUGGAGAUGUGAUGAUGAGUGAUGGCGUCCAGGACAACAGCUCACGGCAGAGAUUCAAUCCAUAUGGAAAAUUUCGGAAAGGAGAAGGACGGUUUGACAGAGACAGACGACAAGGCAAAGGUGGAGGUGGCAGAGGAGGAGGCGGCUUCAGAGGAGACCGAGGUGGAGGAGGUGGUGGUGUAGGAGCAGGGAAAAACCGAUCAGACUGGUACAAAGUCACGAUACCACAUGGAAGAAAAUAUGGUCAGAAGUGGUUACUCUCAGCUCUUCAAAACAUCUGUUCAGUUCAAUUCUCACCUGUACAGUACCAUGUUGACCAUAACAGGGUCCAUUUUUAUGUGGAUGAAUCUGCUGCUGCCAAUGCUUUACACAAAUGUUCCCACAAGAUCACAGACACAGAUGGUUAUAAGGUGGAAGUGCAUGUCAACCCUGUUGCUCCACCAGCCUUCCUCCAGUCUGACCUGAAGCCUGAACACUUGGAGCACUUGAAGCAAUGCAUGGCAAAACGUUUUGAUGGCUCCCAGCAAGCACUGGAUUUGAACAAUAUUCGAACAGACCCAGAUCUAGUUUCCCAGAACAUUGAAGUCAUCUUGAACAGGAAGACAAACAUGGAAGCUGUCAUUAAGAUCAUUGAAGAAAACAUUCCUGAGCUGGCUUGCUUGAACUUGAGUAACAAUCGCAUUCACAAACUGGAUGAACUCACUGAAUUGGUUUCCAAGGUGCCUAAUCUGAAGACCCUCAACCUUUCCCACAAUGAGCUGAAGUCGGACCGGGAGCUGGACAAGGUGAAAGGCCUGAAGCUGGUGGAGCUGUGGCUGAACAGAAACCCUUUGUGCGACCUCUUCAAGGACCAGGCAUCAUACAUCAGUGCUGUGCGGCAGCGGUUUCCCCGACUUCUCAAACUGGAUGGCCAUGACCUCCCCCCACCCAUUGGAUUUGAUGUGGAGACGCCCACCACUAUCCCCCCCUGCAAGGGAAGCUGUUUUGGCACUGAUGAAAUCAAGGCUCUCAUCCUUCGGUUUUUGCAACAGUACUACAGCAUAUAUGACUCAGGAGACAGACAGCCGCUCCUGGAUGCUUACCAUGAUGGAGCAUCGUUAUCCCUCACAACACCUUACUCCACCCAGAACCCCUCCAGAAGCAGUCUGGGAGAGUAUCACAAAGACAGUCGAAACCUGAAGAGGAUUAAAGAUUCCACAAUGCGGUUUCGGCUGCUGAAGCACACGCGACUGAAUGUGGUGGCUUUUCUCAAUGAGUUGCCAAAAACUCAGCACGACAUCGCCUCCUUUACCAUUGAUGUGAACACCUACACGAACACACUACUAUCAUUCACAGUGAGUGGAGUUUUCAAAGAAGUUGUUGUUGAUGGUAAAUCCCGAGAAUCCACAAUGGCCUUCUCUCGAGUUUUCAUCACAGUCCCAGCAGGAAAUUCUGGGUUGUGUGUUGUUAAUGACCAGCUCUUCAUCCGAAUGGCCACAACAGAGGAGAUCCGCCGAGCCUUUGUGGCUCCCGCACCAACUCCAUCGUCCAGUCCCGUCCCCACCCUCACCGCACCACAGCAAGAGAUGCUCACAGCCUUCUCACAGAAGUCAGGCAUGAACCUGGAAUGGUCGCAGAAGUGUUUGCAAGACAAUGAGUGGGAUUUCAACAGAGCGGCACAGAUCUUCACUCAGUUGAAGACAGAUGGCAAGAUCCCCGAUGUAGCGUUCCUAAAAUGAAGAGUUAAAUCAAACAUCUGUGAAAUAAUUACUGCAGUAACUUUAUUUAUGGCUUUUCUUUUAUCUUUUAUUCUUUGCCUUUUGGUUUAAUUAAAAAUAACGUAGAUCAAAUUGACUUCCGUUGUUGUUUUAACAUCCAAAUGUCAACUGUUAUGACGUAAAGACCAAUGUUAUGAUACUGUUUUUAGUUGUCAUGGUAUCUUUAGGUUUUGGUCACUUGUAUAGUAAUCACUACAGGCUUUCAUAGAAAUAAAGAUGUAUGACCAGUGAUUUAACUUUGUUCUUGAUUUGUUGCUUUAUGUUGAUCAAUAAACUAUUUUGUGAUUUUU
Messenger RNA from Stegastes partitus (bicolor damselfish), 2467 nucleotides. RefSeq names its product nuclear RNA export factor 1a (gene nxf1a). Gene Ontology annotation, cellular component: cytoplasm; nucleus. Gene Ontology annotation, molecular function: RNA binding; protein binding. Gene Ontology annotation, biological process: poly(A)+ mRNA export from nucleus. The transcript is spliced from 21 exons. NCBI's taxonomy places the organism in Eukaryota, Metazoa, Chordata, Actinopteri, Pomacentridae. Bases 237 to 2138 code for a protein of 633 amino acids. The record is from RefSeq and is a predicted model, not a curated record.